AAUCUUUGAUUGAUAUUAUAUGAUAAUUUUAGGUUGCAUAUAAAUAUUUUAUUCAAAGGACUAUUUUCCAUAAUAUUAAAAGAAGAUUACUAAAAAGCUGAAUCAAAAUGAAAGACAUAGGAGUGAAAAUGUUUGCGAGAGUUACUUUUUAUCCGACGUUAUUAUAUAAUAUUUUGAUGGAAAAAAUAACGUCUAGAAAUUGGUAUGAUAGAAUUGAUGAAACUGUAAUUUUGGGUGCACUGCCUUUUCGAACUAUGACAAAAAAGUUAGUUGAAAAAGAAAAUGUGAAAGCAGUAGUUUCUAUGAAUGAAGAUUACGAGUUAGCCUUAUUAUCUAAUUCAGAAAAGGACUGGAAGAAGUACAAUGUGGAAUUUCUACAAUUAUCAACAACAGAUAUUUUUGAUGCACCUUGCCAAAAAAAGUUAAAAAUGGGUGUAGAUUUUAUAAAUAAAUUUCAUUGUACAAAUAGAACAUUAAAAAAUGACAAUCACAGUAAUGAUGCCAAAGAAAUGGAAACAGUUUAUGUUCAUUGCAAAGCAGGCAGAACACGUAGUGCAACACUUGUUGGAUGUUAUUUAAUGAUGAAAAAUGGUUGGAUUCCUGAAGAAGCAGUGGAUUAUAUGAAAAGUAAAAGACAACAUAUAUUACUUCAUAGAGUCCAAUGGCAUGCAUUAAGACUUUUUUAUGAAACACAUAUACAAAAUCAUAGACAAUAAACAUUAAAAUUUAAUUAUGUAUAAUAUACAAAAAAAUAAUUUAAUAAAAAAUAAUAUUCAAAAUGUAAAUACAA
Messenger RNA from Vespa mandarinia (Asian giant hornet), 790 nucleotides. It is a transcript of the gene PTPMT1, whose product is annotated as protein tyrosine phosphatase, mitochondrial 1. The record is from RefSeq and is a predicted model, not a curated record. Gene Ontology annotation, biological process: protein dephosphorylation. NCBI's taxonomy places the organism in Eukaryota, Metazoa, Arthropoda, Insecta, Hymenoptera, Vespidae. Gene Ontology annotation, molecular function: phosphatidylinositol-4,5-bisphosphate 5-phosphatase activity; phosphatidylglycerophosphatase activity; phosphoprotein phosphatase activity.